Molecule: messenger RNA, 784 nt
Organism: Chenopodium quinoa (quinoa)
Lineage: Eukaryota; Viridiplantae; Streptophyta; Magnoliopsida; Caryophyllales; Amaranthaceae
Product: MLP-like protein 423
Exons: 2
Coding region: 104-565 (153 amino acids)
Biological process (GO): defense response; abscisic acid-activated signaling pathway
Molecular function (GO): signaling receptor activity; abscisic acid binding; protein phosphatase inhibitor activity
Source: RefSeq, a predicted model, not a curated record
CAAAAAAAUUGCUUAUAUAAACUCAUUUCAUGUGACAUUAAGUUUGUAUCAUUUCAUAAUAUCAUAUCAUAUCUUUUUAUAUUAUAAUUAGAGAGAAAAAACAAUGGCUUCUAUUGGAAAGCUUGAGGUAGAUGUAGAAGUGAAGAGUAAUCCAGAGAAGUUCUGGAACAGCAUUAGGGAAUCAGACAAGCUCUUUCCUAAGGCAUUCCCUGAGUUAUACAAGAGCAUUGAGGUCCUUGAAGGUGAUGGCAAGGAUGUCGGAUCGGUUCGCCUCGUCAAAUUUGCUGAAGGAAUUCCCCUGAUUACUAUGUCAAAGGAGAAGGUCGACGUGGUAGACGAAGCAAAGAAGACAGUAGGAUACUCUGUAGUUGAAGGCGACAUACUUACCUUCUACAAGAGUUUCAAGGCACAACUCGCAGUCGAACCGAAAGAUGAAGGAAGCUUGGUGAAAUGGUCAUGUGAAUUCGAGAAGGCCAAAGAUGAUGCCCCUGACCCUGAAAUCAUUUUCAAGGCUUUUGCUGUCAAAACUUUCCAAGACCUCGAUGCUUAUCUUCUUAAGGCCUGAUUAAUCUAACAACUCUAUAUAAUGCUUAUGCAUUUGGUUCAUUUGGUACUACUAUUAUGUGAAGUAUUAUACAAAGUAGUAAAAUGUGCGAAGUUUCAAACUUUCUAGAGAAUAAAAGUCCAGUGUAACCUUAAUUUGCAAUAUCAAUUAAGCCUUGUUGUAAUGCUAGGCUAUAUGUAAACAUCAAGUUUUAUUAUUGAUCCAUGUUAGUUGUACGUA